Messenger RNA from Pygocentrus nattereri (red-bellied piranha), 1247 nucleotides. RefSeq lists its product as uncharacterized. The record is from RefSeq and is a predicted model, not a curated record. Bases 68 to 1081 code for a protein of 337 amino acids. NCBI's taxonomy places the organism in Eukaryota, Metazoa, Chordata, Actinopteri, Characiformes, Serrasalmidae. The transcript has 7 exons. Gene Ontology annotation, biological process: response to bacterium.
UAUCUACAUCUCAGACGUUUACCUUUGUUCUUCAAAAAGUGGUGUCCAUUGCUUGAAGAGUUUGGCAAUGAUUCAUCUUUGUGUACUUGUCCUGCUCUCAGCUUUAGGUGGCACUUCAGAGAUUGACAUUCCAUGUCUUAAUGGACUGAAGUCCAUUCCUAACGGGGGAAAUAUUCAUUUGACCUGCUUUUUUUCAUCGGCUGAUGCAUCCGCGACUACAUGGUUCAAACAGGUUCCAGGAGAAAAGCCUCUUCUCAUUGCUUCUGCUUUUCAUUCUGGAAAAGUCACAUAUCAUGACAACACUAACAAAAGAGGCCACUUUAAUGCAUUGAGAGAUAGAAGCAGUUUUAAUCUGAGUAUCUCAAAUGCAGAACCAUCUGAUUCAGCUACAUAUUACUGUGCUGUUGCAUAUUAUGCGAGUGUGGCCUUAUUAGACUGCACAGUUUUAGUCCUCAAAGGUUCAUCAAGUCUCUCUGCUGUUCUCCAGCCUCCUGUAUCAGAUCCUGUUGAACUGGGAGGAGAUACAACUUUGCAGUGUUCAAUACUCACAGAUGUGUCUGCAGGAGAUCACAGUGUGUACUGGUUCAGACAUGGAUCAGGAGAAUCCCAUCCAGGAAUCAUUUACACUCAUGGAAACAGGAGUGAUGAGUGUAAGAAAAGCUCUGAGACUGAUUCUCCUACACAGAGCUGCGUCUACAAACUCCCCAAGAGAAACCUCAGCCUCUCUGAUGCUGGAACUUACUACUGUGCUGUGCUCAUGUGUGGAGAGAUCAUCUUUGGGAGUGGAACUAAACUGGACUUUGAAGGAAACAGCGUUGUGGUCCCAGUCGUUCUUGGUUUUGCAGCAUUUAACAUCAUCUCCAUGAUUGUGGUUUUAUUUCUGUGUAGAAAAUUCCACAUCAGACAUCAUAAAGGAGCUGCUGAAGGUAACACAAUCCAAGUGAAUCAGGGUGAAUGUGAUGAAACUUUGAACUACGCAGCACUGAGUUUCACUAAUAAACCACCGUCAUCCAGAAGAACUAGAAGACAACAGAAGCCUAAAGACACUGAAGUUUACUCUCAGAUCAAAUUUCCACAAUAAAACGGAAUAACUGAACAGUUAAUAAUCCUCUCACCUUUUACUGCGGAUUACUCAUAAAAUAUCAACUCAUGAUAUUUGGUUCCUUGUUUUGAUGCAGCGUGAUCCAGUCUCAGUUUAGUUUCUAGCCAAAGACAGUCAGAGCACAAUGCAAAAUGUUUUGCUUACG